Hydatigera taeniaeformis is the source of this 609-nucleotide messenger RNA. The record is from the annotation of a GenBank genome assembly. Lineage: Eukaryota; Metazoa; Platyhelminthes; Cestoda; Cyclophyllidea; Taeniidae.
AUGGCUGCUCCGAAUAUAAUGUCUCAAUCCACUGAUGUACUAAUGCAGAAAAAGUUGAAUGAACUUGCAGUAUAUCUGGAACGCGAGUUGGAUUCAAAGCCUAAAUUGGAGUGCAAGCACGAAAGUGCAAAAAUCUGUGCUCUAAACCAGCGGUUUUCCAUCGACUCAAGUGACGGCAAACCCCCGGAAGGCAAAUCUUUGCAUCAUUCGCCUGCUAACAGGAAAACGAAACAUCAAACCAAAAAAUCUGUCUCUUCCAAUGAGAGUACGCCUCGGAGUUCAAUCCCAGUUACAUUUGCUCAGGAAGAGGAUGUGAAUUCGAGGCUUAGUAGAACUGCGAAUUGUUGUAUAGGAGCAGAUUUUUCAAACACGGGAGAUGCUGCUUGUCAUGCCGGUUUUUUGGACAUGGAGGAAGAAAUUAACGUGUUGAAAGUAAGAAAUUCGGAGCUUUUGGAGAGAUGUCGUGUUCUUGAAAAUGACUUAUGUCGUACCACAGAUGAAAGAGAUAAAUUGUCUGGAAAAAUGAAGCGAAUGUUCGAUGCUGUGGCAAAAGUUCAUGAAGAUGUCACGGCUGAGAAGACCAGGCGAGUGCAUUUGAGGGUUUUAUGA